Sardina pilchardus (European sardine) is the source of this 1790-nucleotide messenger RNA. RefSeq lists its product as uncharacterized. NCBI's taxonomy places the organism in Eukaryota, Metazoa, Chordata, Actinopteri, Clupeiformes, Clupeidae. The transcript is spliced from 2 exons. Gene Ontology annotation, molecular function: metal ion binding; nucleic acid binding; hydrolase activity. Bases 21 to 1550 code for a protein of 509 amino acids. The record is from RefSeq and is a predicted model, not a curated record.
CUUGCAUCUAGAGCGCCAUCAUGAUCAUCUCAGCUCUGGUCAUCUUCACUGCUCUGGCAGAAGUGCCCAUUUGGGCAAAAGUUGUUGAUGAUUUUAAUGAGUGCCGUCAGUUUUUUUAUAAAGAAACUGAACCACAUGGUAUAGAUCAAAAUGCUAAGAAAAUUUGCCAGCAGUAUGCAUAUAGUGGGAAUUUAUAUGCCUCACUUUAUUCAACAUCCCACCGGAUUCCAAUGUACAGUGCCUACAUCUUUGAUUCCAGCUGUGACAACAAAGAAGGACAAAAAGGUGGUGACUGGCUCUUUGAGCCUAUGCUUUCUGGCAUCCCAGAGCACACAAUGAUGCCAUACAAGAACUACGAGAACUACAGAGACACAAUAAAAGUCAAUCAAGCUGUUAAUGAUGACUACAGUUUCUCAGCUUAUGACCGAGGGCACCUCAACCCCAACAGUUUCCAGUGUGAGGAAGAUGGUCGUACAGCCACAUUCACCCUGACCAACAGUGUACCUAUGGAUGCUUCUUUCUACACUGUCCACUGGAAACAGUGGGAGGAACUUGUGAGGGGUAUUUUGAGGAAUCAGUCUGUGAGUGAAGGGACUGCCUACCUGGUAACAGGAGCUGUACCUUCACAAGAUGAUAGAAUACCAAGACAAGGGGAAUUUGAUGAUAUUAGCGCAAGAGAUUUCAACAGAGUAACUGUUCCUACUCAUGUCUGGACAGCUGUCUGUUAUAAACAUAAUGCUGAUGAUGAGAAGUCCUUUUCAUUUGGCUACAUAGGGCUAAAUGAUCCAGACGGUACUAUAAAUGUCAGGACUGUACCACAACUUAAUGCUGAGCUGUUUGCUCUCUAUGGUAAAUCUAUUGUAAAGAUUUUCACAGAUGACUGUUUUUCCACCAAUCGUAAAUCUGAUGAAAUGAUCAAGUCCAUCCAGCUGGCCAUUAGUGAAAGAAUUCAAAUGUCUGAUGAUUUUCUGAAUGUAUUUCAUAGUGCCUUGAACAAGUCUAAUGAUGACGUAAGAUCAUCUUUAAAGAGGUCAGAGGUAAGAGAGCACAUUAUAGCCGAGGCAAUUGACUGCAUUGACUCUUGCCAGUACAAGAGUCACUGUAGAGGUUAUUGUUGCUAUGACCAAAGUGAGCGAGAGAUACCAUGUUCUCCUGAUUAUUCCAAUGUAACAGUAGAUGGAGCCACGUGUAGGACUCACCACACUUGUGGAUUACAUGGCUAUUCCUACUAUUGGUGUAAUACAGAGACGUCAUGGGAUUACUGCAGUCCACCCCCUCUACCACAGGGCAAAGGAGUUGGGAAGAGAAAGGGAGGAGGGAGCAAGUGCCGUUCUGACUACAACUGUGGCUGGUAUGGUUAUAGAUACACCUGGUGUUACACUGACAACCAUAAGUGGGACUACUGCUGCAAUAUUAAUGAUGACCCUUACUCUGCUCUAAAGGGCAAGACCUGUAUGACUGAGUCCCCAUGCGAUUACUAUUCUAAGAAUUACCUCUGGUGUUGGACCACAGAUGGGUCUUGGGAGUACUGCUGUACCCAGUGGCAGUGAGCUAUCUCUUUUGUUUUCCACUUGCAGAACUUUCUAUACAUAAAACAAACACACAUAUUUAUUAGGCUUUAAUUGAUUGAUUCACAAUACUAUAAUGGUUUUGGUUUAGAUUGGACUUAAUCAGCAGACUCACUUACAAACUUGAUUUUCAGACUUCCUAUGAGAAAAGAUGCACCUGUUGAAUGUGGUCGUUGUAAAUUAAUUUGGGGUAAAAUAAGUAAAAUUCUUUUGAGAUUUGGU